Messenger RNA from Hibiscus syriacus, 3432 nucleotides. RefSeq names its product receptor-like protein 7. NCBI's taxonomy places the organism in Eukaryota, Viridiplantae, Streptophyta, Magnoliopsida, Malvales, Malvaceae. Gene Ontology annotation, molecular function: protein binding. The transcript has 2 exons. Bases 1 to 3432 code for a protein of 1143 amino acids. The record is from RefSeq and is a predicted model, not a curated record.
AUGAAGGCUCUUCCUUUCCUAGUUUCAAUCUUCUUUCUGUUUUCAUGCUUCCUUUCUCUUGUGUUUUCCUUGGAUGAUCUCCCAAAGAAAUGCCUUGAUGACCAGAGAUCUUCUCUGUUGCAACUGCAGCAUGAUCUUUUCAAUGCCCCAAAUUUUGCUUUCUCUUCCAAGUUUGAGCUUUGGGAUCUCAACGCUGAUUGUUGUUUUUGGGAGGGAGUUACCUGUGAUGCUCUUGGUCAUGUCAUUGGGCUUGAUCUUAGUCACAACAACAUUUCAGGCACCUUCCACUCCAUUUUCGAUCUCCGUCAUCUUCAUCACCUUAACCUUGCUGGAAACAACUUUAACACCACUCUGCUUUCGUAUGGGUUUGAUAAACUCCAAAAUCUAACUCAUCUCAACCUUUCAAACUCAUGUUUCCACGGCCAAAUUCCAGUGAAGAUCUCUUCCUUAACGAGGUUAGUAUCUCUUGAUCUCUCUAAUCAAGGUGAUUGCUAUUGGAGAUAUUAUCAGUUUCUUUACCCACACAGUGGCAUCUACUCAUCUGUUCCAGUGCCUUAUGAACUUGAACGACCUCUGAAACUAGAGAAACCAAACUUCAAGACAUUGAUAAAGAAUUUGAGGAAUCUAACGGAGCUCUACUUGGAUGGAGUGGAUUUUUCAUUUCAAAGUAAUAAGUGGUGCAAAACCACAUCUUUAGUACUUUCCAAGCUUCAAGUGUUGAGUCUGUCGAACUGUGGUUUAGAGGGUCCAUUAUGUUCUUCACUUUCAAGACUUUCUUUCCUUUCCAAACUCUUCCUUGGUGGGAACCUAAUCUCUUCUUUACCUCCCAAUUUCUUGGAAAUCUCCUCUCGCCUGGUUUCUCUUAGCUUAGCGGAUUGCAGUCUGAGUGGGCAUUUUCCUACAGAAAUUCUCUUAUUGCCAAAAAUCCAAAGCAUUGACAUUUCAAACAAUGGCGAACUUAUGGGUCAGUUGCCAGAAUUUCCAUCAAACAUUGCUUUACGGAUUUUAUCUCUUUCUGAUACAAAUUUCAGUGGGAAACUACCUGAAUCAAUAGGUAAGCUUAAGUUCUUGACAGUUUUAACUCUUAGUCGUUGUAAUUUUUUGGGAUCCAUUCCAUCAUCAAUUGCAAAUCUUAGUCACCUGGUUAACCUGGAUCUAUCACAUAACAAUCUCAGUGGAUCAAUAAGUUCUUCUGUAUUUACCCUUCCAUCAUUACAGGUUCUAUCUCUCGAAGAUAAUAAUUUAGAUGGAAAAAUUCAUGACUUCCCCAAUGCAUCAUCAUCAUUGAUUGAGGAACUAAAUCUAGGCAGUAAUCAUUUAACAGGACCAAUCCCGAAAUCGAUCUUUCAACUUCCAAGGCUUGAACGGCUUUUCAUUGGAGACAAUAGCUUUAGUUCCAUGAACCUUUCCUUGCUUUUCCAAAUUAAGAAUUUAAGGGCUCUCGACCUAUCCGAUAUAAGCUUGUUAAUUGAAAGCAGCAACAGAAGUAUUAAUUUUCCCCAAUUAGAGAGCCUAUGGCUAAGCUCAUGCAACCUCACUGAAUUUCCAGGAUUCAUCAAAACACAAGAUAAGUUGUUUGAGCUAGAUCUUUCUAACAACCACAUCCAUGGUGUUGUGCCUAAUUGGCUGUGGAAGACCACUCUUUUAUCCUUAGAUCUUUCUUUCAAUCCUAUCCAUUUUCCAAAACAGCUCCCAUUAAGUGAUGCAAACUUGUCUUUUCCAAUGCUGAUUCAAUUAUUUCUGGGAUCAUGUAACUUAAGUGCAUUUCCAGAGUUCUUAAGUAGUCAAGAAAACUUAGAAGCACUCGACCUUUCGAAUAACGGUAUAAGUGGUGCAAUACCAAAGUGGGUGUGGAAGAGAAGUUUGUAUGACCUGAAUCUUGCUAAUAACCAUCUCUCAUCUUUGGACCAACUUUUAUCGAACCAGAAUUUAACUUCUUUGCAGGCCUCUUUUCUUCGACCUAUUUGUGAUAUGAGUCGACUAUCCUUUUUCGAUGCAUCUCAUAACAAUUUGAGUGGUCCCAUUCCAAAUUGCUUAGGCAAUAUGAGUGAACUCCUUUAUUUGGAUCUUCAUGGAAAUAACUUCAGUGGAAUCUUACCAGAUUUUGCAAAAUCACCCUAUUUGUCGAUACUCAAAGUUAGCGAGAAUAGACUGGAAGGAAAGUUGCCCAGAUCAUUGUCAGAAUGUAUUCAACUUCAAGUCUUGGAUGUGGGAAACAACAUGUUGCGUGAUACAUUCCCUUUUUGGUUGCAGAAACUGCGUCUGUUGAAUGUUCUAAUAUUGCGGGAAAAUAGAUUUCAUGGUGAAAUGAAACAUUUCAAACAUAAAAUCGUUUUCCCGACUUUGGAUGUGUUGGAUAUUGCUUCUAACGAGAUUUCUGGUGAACUACCCGUUGAUUACUUUCGAGCCAGUCUGCUAAGGUCGCUCAAAAUCAGCGGGAAUAAAUUUGAAGGAAAGCUGCCAAGAUCAUUAGCCACUUGCUCGAAACUUGAAGUUUUGGACCUUGGAAACAAUAUGAUUCAUGAUACAUUCCCAAUCUGGUUGAUGAAGUUGCCUUCCUUGAAGGUUCUAAUUCUCCGAGAGAACAAAUUUCAUGGUACAAUUGAUGACUUUGACACAGGACAAGGUUUUCGAAACCUACGCAUACUGGACAUUGCUUCCAACAAUUUUUCUGGUGACUUAUCCACUGAAUUUUUGCAAUGUUUGAAGGCAAUGAUGCAGAUGAGUAAUGGCAACAAAGCUGAGUUGGAGUACAUUGGAGGGCAUUACAGCGGAGGGCAGUACUAUGAAGACUCUGUAACAAUUGUCAACAAAGGGGUUGAAAUAUUUUACCAGAAGGUUUUGACCAUUCUUACUUGUCUUGACCUUUCCAACAAUAGUUUCCAUGGGAGAAUACCCGAAGACAUACAUAUUCUGAGGUCACUCAAAGUGCUAAACUUGUCCCAUAAUAGCUUCUCUGGCGAAAUCCCAUCAGCACUUGACAACCUAAAAGAGCUCGAGUCUUUGGAUCUCUCAAUGAACAACCUGUCAGGUAAGAUUCCUCCACAGCUCACAGGUCUAACUUUCCUGGCAGCGUUGAACUUGUCGUACAACCAACUUGAAGGGAGCAUACCACAAAGCAACCAAUUCAUUACAUUUUCAAACGGCUCUUACAUUGGGAAUCCAAAGUUAUGUGGGCCGCCAUUGUCAAGGAAAUGCAAGGAAGUUGGUCUCCCAAUGUCACCACCUCCUUCAGGGGAAAAGGAAGAAGAUUCAUGGUUAGAUGCAAUGUCUACUUGGCAAAUUGCUUUGACAAGCUAUGCUAGUUGUUUGGUGGCAGGGAUAUGUAUUGGAUUUACGGUGCUGAACGAGUUGGGAAACAGAUGGGUUUACAAGUUCAGAAAGCAUGGGAAAAGAAGCAAAAGAAAAUUCAUAUUUCAGAAUCAGCCGUAA